AUGGAUUUCCUUCGUCGCGUCGGAGACGUUGUCGGGGACGCGUUGGUGGGUUCGGAUUCGGAUUCCGACGGUGAUUCGGACGACGUCGCGCGCGGCACGCGGCAAGGCGGUGGUGCCUCCGACGCUGGAGAAAUCUCUGGACCUGACGACGCUCACGAGGGCGACGAUGCGGACGAACUCGACGAGUUGAUGAACACUGCGUUUACUUUCGGUCGUUCGACGCUGGCAAAGUUAAAAGACGUGUCCAAGGGCGUCGGUAAGGAGCUGUCCGAGGGACUGAAGGAUAUCAAGGAACAAGUGCGGGAGGACUUUGCGACGUUCGGGGACGACGACGUGGACGAGGAUGAGGUCAGCGACAUUGAUGCGGAUACGACCGCUACAUCAUCGAACGGUAGAGUCGUGUAUACUGGAGAAGAUGUGAUGAUUCCCGGCGCCGGCGACGAGGAUGUGGGCGACGAGGACAUCGCGCUCGAAGUGCAGGAAAAAUUUGAGCAAGUUGGGGAAAAGAUUGAGCUUUUGGGACAAAAAAUGUUUGUAGGAGCAGGCAAGCUAAUCAAUCAAGUCAAAGAGACGACUCGAGACGCCAUCAAAGAGACGAAAGAAGUGAUCAAAGAGACUAGAGAUGCGUUUGCAGUGAAAGACUCGGGCAAGACACCGAAACGCGGGCGAGACGAGUUUGCAAUUCGUGUGCAAGCAAUUCAGCGAGAUUCGGGAACGUAUUGCGAUGAUCCAAAAAAUGUGAAACUGUUUGAGCAUUUCAGCGAAAGUUUUACGAUGGCAGGGCAUGGUCAGGAUAUAUUGACGACUUUGAAUGCGAACAACUUUAUGAAGGAACUUUUUGCGCGAAUCGUGCCUACAAUUGUAGACGAGGACACGUUCUGGCGUCGGUACUUCUUCAAAUUGUAUGAACUAGAAAUAGAAUUCGAGAAGCAGGCUCUCCCCGAUUUACCAGACGAUUCACCACAAGAAAACCUGCAACCGUCAAGCGCGGCCGUCACUGCGGUUUCGCACCAGCGAAUUUCGUCCCUCGCAACGGAUGAAGAGGGAUUUGAUUCCGACUCGAGUCUUGCAAAAGACGAGUGGACAAAACUUAAGCAGCCCUACGCCGCUGAGAAUAAAGAAACUGAAGAAAGUGCCGUCGCAAGUCUCGGCGAGACUGGUUCAAACGACGAUAGUGACGACGACGAAGACUGGGGCAUGACAUGA
This is a messenger RNA of Ostreococcus lucimarinus CCE9901, 1206 nucleotides long. RefSeq lists its product with no specific name. The record is from RefSeq and is a predicted model, not a curated record. NCBI's taxonomy places the organism in Eukaryota, Viridiplantae, Chlorophyta, Mamiellophyceae, Mamiellales, Bathycoccaceae. Bases 1 to 1206 code for a protein of 401 amino acids. Gene Ontology annotation, cellular component: cytoplasm. The transcript has a single exon.